Naegleria fowleri is the source of this 2568-nucleotide messenger RNA. RefSeq lists its product as uncharacterized. NCBI's taxonomy places the organism in Eukaryota, Heterolobosea, Eutetramitea, Acrasida, Naegleriidae. The record is from RefSeq and is a predicted model, not a curated record. The coding region runs from base 1 to 2568 and encodes 855 amino acids. The transcript has a single exon.
AUGUUUGCUUCCACCAUUCUUCGGGCGUUGACCAUCUCCGAGGAGAGUCAUCGUCAUCUCAACAACCAUCAAAACGGAGGAAUAUCAUCACCCACUCAUUCCUCCUCUCCACCCUCUCCUUCUUCAUCAUCCCCUUUUGAAGUGCAUCGUCGAGAGAAUUCUUCUCCUUUUCCAAUGAUGAAAUCUCAACAACAAUCAUCCAUUCCACAACAACAACAAGUAUUGCAAUCAUCGACCAAUACGACUUUCUUUCGAAAGAAACGAAUGGACAGUAAAAACCACAUCAUUGACAUUCAUAUGCGACCCAAUUUGGAACGAAUUAUAUCCAAUGAAAAAACAUUACAAUGUUUUCGUUAUUUUGCAGAUCAGAAACAAGUGUUGGAAUCGUUGGAUUGUUUGGUUGAAAUUAAAAAGUAUAAGAAAUUAUUGGAGCCUUUGAUGAAUGGUGGAGGUGAUGGCGAUGGUCAUCGUCGACGUCCUUUUUCUCAUGAAACUCCAAAUAUUCAGACGACGACGUCUCGAAAGAAGAGCACCUCGAGUUUGGGAAGUCACAGUAGUGGAAGCGAAAAGACACUCAUGAUGACUAAUACCUCUCAACACCAAGGCCAACAAUUUCCAAAUAUGGAAGUCUCAGGAAAAGGUGUUGCUGUCACUCCAACCAGUCCAAGCAGUACAAGUAACAACAGUGGUGUAAAUGAAUUGAGAAGAUUAUCCUCUCCGAGAUCUCCUUUAUCCAGUUCAGCUUCUGUUCAACAAGUCAAACCUUCAAUGAAUUCCUCUUCUGGAAAGAUUACUCAAUUAGGAAGGGAAAAUUCCACACAACCGCCUGUUUUUGAGAAAGAUCAUGAUGUGGUUGGAUCAUUCACAGUAGUAAAGGCAUCAUCUCCGACUUCCACAAAACAAGAAGAAGUAUCAAUGUCUUUAACAACUCAACAACCAAUGACGAAUUCACAAAAAACAACUUUUAGUGAAAAACGUUUCAAAUUGAAUUCAUUAUUGACAAGAAAAUCAUCACCAGUGGCAACUUCUCCAACCACCACCUCAAUUAUCAACCUUAAUAGUUCUAUAGUCACUUCACCAACGACUCCCACCACAGGAUUUGGAAAUAAUUGUUCUGAAAAUCAAAAUUGGACCCAAAAUACAAACAAUCAUGAAAAUUCACUUGGAAUGGUGAACGGAGUUCAUCAAGAAUCAACAGUUGGAGAGGAGGAAAAACUCUUUCACACCACCCAUGUCACGAAUGAGGAUAUAGAGUCUGUGACAAGUGACAACACAGCUUCCACCACUAAUUCAGAUACGAUUUUACAUCCCAGUGCCACUGUGAAGAUUUAUGAAAAAGCUUACCUGUUAAUGAUUGAAAUUAUGGAUAAUUUUUUAAGGAAUGGAGCAGAUAGUGAAAUUAAUAUCGAUGGUCAAUCAAAGCAUAGAUUAUUUGGAAAUGCUGCAUUACAAAACAUGCAAAGCUAUAUUGACAUGGACUUGCUUGUCAAGUAUAUCUUAUUUGAUCAAGUUGAAUUAGAACUACUAUUAUUGGUAAAAGAAGAUAUUUUACCAAGAUUUGCUCAAUCUGAAAUUUGGCAAAAUUUCGUCCUUGAAAAUGGAGAUGUUGCCAACUCGUGUUGUUACCCUGAAGACGUUGAAAAGGUACUCAAAUUAAGAUAUCGUAAAGAAGAUUUACUUCGAGAAUAUAUCACUCAAAAAGAUUUAGAUUUUAGUGAAAUGGCAGCAAGUGACAUGUCCUGCCUAAAACACAUGCUAGAUGUCAAUAGCUUAAAUAUUUUCUCAACGAAAGGAGAUCAAUUUGUGGAUAUUCAAGACAUUGGAAUGGGAGGAUUUACCAACGCAAAGAUCAUUGGAUUUUUACCAUUUUCAGCAGAAGUGGUGAUAAGCGGACAUUGCAGUGGGUAUGCCAUGACAAAAUUUGUUCCAACCACACUCUUCGAUCAAGACAAGGAAGGUAAAAUUGUUUCUUUCAGAGAACACGAAUUUGAACAAAUUGAUUUUUCUAAAGAGUCCAAUAAGGAUGUUUAUCCCAGUUGGUUAACAAAAUUUUCUGUGAAAUAUCCAAGACCUUUUACCAAUAGAACUUGUUAUGCUGCUGGAACAUGUGUCUAUGUGAAAGGAAGAUAUAUUAUGAUUAACAAGGCAAUUUUAAACCCAGAAAAGUAUCCAAGUGAAUAUAUUUACCGUGAUUCUAAGAAAUCAAAGAUGAAGAAAAAAAAGACAACAAAUAGUCUCUUUGUGAGUAUUCACGUCGUGACACCUGUCGCAAAGGAAAAGUGUCACUUUGUGAAUUUAUUGUUACUCAAUACUGGAGGAUUUUUGAAUAUUCUUGCAGAAGCAUUGUUGGAGCAAAGUUUGAAAGUUUGUUCACAGCAACAAAUGACCAUGAUAUCAGAACUUAAUGAAAUGAAGAAAGAUAGAUAUGCCAUGAUUGAAGAUGGAUAUUUGCAAGCGAAACGAUUUAUUUCACUCUCUUUAGCUAAAUUUGGUAAAACCAUUUCCACUGCUGAAGGUUGUACCUUUCCACAAACCUUUGAAGAAUUUCAAAAAUAUGCCGAUGCUUGA